Pararge aegeria (speckled wood butterfly) is the source of this 1801-nucleotide messenger RNA. RefSeq names its product 5-formyltetrahydrofolate cyclo-ligase (gene Mthfs). The coding region runs from base 104 to 733 and encodes 209 amino acids. The record is from RefSeq and is a predicted model, not a curated record. Gene Ontology annotation, molecular function: 5-formyltetrahydrofolate cyclo-ligase activity. The transcript has 5 exons. Gene Ontology annotation, cellular component: mitochondrion. Gene Ontology annotation, biological process: tetrahydrofolate interconversion; folic acid-containing compound biosynthetic process. Lineage: Eukaryota; Metazoa; Arthropoda; Insecta; Lepidoptera; Nymphalidae.
UCAUUAGAAAUUGUUUGGGUUAGUCGUGACAUCGUAAUAAUUGAUAACAUAAUAUUUUACUGCGUAUCGUGUUCUUGUAGUAAUAUUAUCACUUAGUGAGUGAAUGUGGCUGCGGAAUCUCAUUCAUUGUUAUAGCGCUUCAGUCAGAAUGAGUCGCACACCAGACCCUGCGAAGUUGCUGCUGAGGGAAAAAGUUGCGACCCGAAUCGCUCAACUGUCAGCUGAGGAAAAGAAGCGGCAGUCGGAAAUUGUUUAUAACAAAGUUAUCAACCACCCGUACUACAAGUCAGCUCAAAGGAUAGCCAUAUUCAUGAGCACCGACCAAGAAGUUAAUACGAUGCCCAUAAUAUCUCAUAUCAAGGCCAGAGGGGCGGCCGCCUUCGUACCGCAGUACGCUGGAGGGGUCAUGAAGAUGCUAAGACUGGAGCAAGAUGAUGAGAAGACCAUGCCUCUAACUAGGCAUGGUAUACAACAGCACUCGAAAGACCAGCAACGGGAGGAUGCUUUGGGGAACGGUCUAGAUCUGAUUAUAGCUCCAGGUGUUGCGUUCUCGAAGAGUGGCGGGCGAGUCGGUCACGGGGGAGGUUAUUAUGACAAGUACAUUACCAACUUACGGGCAAACCCAAAUCCACCAAAGAUAAUAGCUGUUGCUUUCAACUGUCAAGUGAUGGAAGAGGUUCCCAUGAACGAGCUUGAUCAAAGAAUUGACGGAGUCAUCUAUGCUGACGAUUAAAUAACUAUUAUACAAGGCUACAAAGGGGAUAUCAACUAUGUGGAAUGAGUUUUGCAGUUUUAAUGUCUAACGUUAGUUUUUGUCGAACAUCGACCGACUAGUUUCGAAAUCGGCAAGACACAAACAAUAUACUUCCGCUUACUUUUGUCUUGCCAUAUCAUGCCGUAACGGUGGGCUAUUUUAGAGUUUAAGCUGCGGUGUGUAAAGUUUAUUUUGAUCUGUAAUUAACGGCUGAAGUCACUUGAAUUUUCAACGUAGAUUGCCCGACUAGUUGCAAACCAAUGUGGGGCUACGCCAAGAGCUCGAUUGCGCGACGUGGUAUGUAAGUAUACGCUUAAUUCUUAGACACACGAAUUACACGCGCGCAUAAAAUUAUUUUAUACUGCUAUAACUUUGCUAUACUACUCCUGACGCUUGACUAUUUUAUAGUUUAAACAGUCGUUAGUAUGGUUUAUUUUAUUGUUUAUUUAUUGACGGCUGAUAUCACGUGAAUUUUCGACCUAUAUUAACCGGGUACUUUCAAACUCAUAAGUAGUUCUUUGUGUACGGCGUGCCGCGUCGCGGUAGUAAGCUCAACUCAAGCUUUAUAUACUGUUUAAACUCUAAAUUGAGUGUUACACAUUCAUACAGUAAAUAGUAAUCAAUAGUUUUAGAGCAGCAACUGAACAAAGUUCGCAUAAAGAAUUACGCGUUGACAACCAUGACUUCGCAGAUUACUAUGGGAAUGAAAAGAGAUUAAGGCAUCAGAUCACUAUAAAUCAUUGGUUUUGUUAAUGAAAAACGUAACAUGUCCUAGGAGUUCACUCUUGUGAAUUUAUAGAUUAUCUGGCGAUUGAAAAAUCGUCCCGGAUGUGUCGUUAAAAUUUGUGAGGGUUGUAGAUUUUAAUUAGUAUACUUUGUGAAAACUGAAAUACUUUGUGUUCCCUUUGUCCCCCCAUUUCUAUAUGAUACUGUAUGUGAAUACCAAAAUUUUAUAUCAUAAAACCCGAUAUAUAAUUGCAUGGCGUUAAAUAAAAAGUACUGAUGUCAAAUCGAGAGUUGUGGGGUCCAGUUAUAGAACCUACCUAC